Molecule: messenger RNA, 2015 nt
Organism: Podarcis raffonei (Aeolian wall lizard)
Lineage: Eukaryota; Metazoa; Chordata; Lepidosauria; Squamata; Lacertidae
Gene: FAM229A
Product: family with sequence similarity 229 member A
Exons: 5
Coding region: 1476-1880 (134 amino acids)
Source: RefSeq, a predicted model, not a curated record
CUUCCUCCAGUGCCCUCCAGGGGGGUGAUGGGUUAACCUGCCAAGAGGCCUACAGCUUUGAGGCCUUGGGUAAGAGAUGAAUAUAGUCCAUACUGUAGUGUAGUGAACCUCUUUAUUUGUCCAGGGUGAACAUGGACAAUUAAGUUAGUCUCCUUUUCCCCAUCAUGGAAGUCUGCUGGCUUGAGGCUACUUGGCAGGAUUUGGGUCUAACUACGUCAGGCAACUCUUAAGAAGAACCUCUCACAAUUACCAUUUUUUUAUAAGCUAAAAGGUCCCAGCAGUUCAAGCAGAUCUUUAUAAAGAAGAUGAUCAGAUUCUGAAAGAAAAUGCAACAGUAAUUUUGUUCUUUGGACUUCUGUAAUAAUGGCUGCCUGAUAGCACUUUGGGCUUUGAUGUUGGUGCUUUUGGGGAAACUGAAGACCACCAUCUUGUAUGUUGGUAGCAAGACCUGGAACUAUGCAGCUAUGAUGUUAAAUGUAUGAAUAACUCAAGAGCUGAGGGGUUGAGAUGACAUAACUUGGAGUUUGGAAACAAAUAUAUCCAUUGUAAGUGGUUUUUCAAAAGAAAUCUUCAAGGCCCAUGUUGUACACUAGAAAGUUAGAAACCAAAAUUAAGCUGAUCCCUCCCUUACCCAUUAGGUAAAGACUGGUGUUUCUCUUUCUAAACCAGAGAUGGGGAACUUGUGGUCCAACAGACGUUGGUAGACUCCAGCUCCCCUUAGCUCCAGUUAGCAUGGACAAAGGGAACUGUAGCCCAAGGACAUCUAGAGAGCCACAGGUUCCUCAUCCCUGCUCUAAACAGACCCAUGGUGGUGGAGUCCCAACUUCUGCUUGGCAUCUUUAAGGCACUGUGGGCAUUUUCAUUCUGUGCCACACAUUAAGGAAGACAAGAGAGACAGGUUUUCUAGCAUCACCUUUGUGCCUCAGGAGGACCUGAACGCCACAUCACUAGAGAGGCUGGAGGAGGAGGAGGGUUUGUUAAAGGGAAAAUUCCUAGGAGCUGAGCAACACUGAAUCCUUGGAGGUAUCAUAUAAACCUGUCAGCUGAUAUGAAUAAAGAAGCUCUUACCUGGGGUAAUAGAAGACACUGGUGCUACAAUAGGGGCAAAGCAUAUAGGGUUGGCUGGUUUGCGAAUGUAAAUGAGAUUGUCCUCUCACAAACGUCCCAAAUUUGGAUGCCAUUAUGGAUGGAUAUUGUCAGAGAGCAAGAAGUGACUCUUGAGUUCCUUGUCUGCAAGGCUAGGAAGGGAAUGGGCCAGGCUGGCUUGGGCUGAGCUUUCAGCCUAGGAUUCCCUGCCCUGGAGACCAUCAGCAGAGAGAAGGCCAGGAUGCAUUGUGAUGCAAGCGUAGCCCUUCUGAGUCACAAUGCCACUGAGCCGCUGCCUCCCUCUGGGCUCCGUCCCAGCCUGCCCUUUGCAAUAGGCGCUUCAACCUGCCCAGUGGACUCUUAGGGAGCACUCCUCCGCCUUUGAUAGGAUGGGUAGCGGCUGUCCUCUUGCCCUUUGCCUUGGGAACAGUGAAAUGUAUUGGGCUGGGCUGGCCUGGAGUCCGUUUAGAGGGCCUGGGCCGAACUUUUCUCCACACCAAGAAAAGGCCUCCCCUGCGCAAUUUCUGUGUCAGGUUUCGGUUGAAGGUACAAGACAGGUCUGGGGCUCGGACAUGAGCUCCCAAGAGACCCCACAAGCUCGGAGAUUUCCAAUAGAGGCAGGAGAUUCUCCCAGCCUGGCGACUGCCCCCGAAACACAGGAGCCAGUUGCCCCUGAGCGCACUGCAACAAGGCAGCUGCGAAGAUGUCCAGGGUGCCACUGCCUGACCCUGCCCAACGUCCCCAUUGACGUCUACAUUGCCAUGGGUGGGAGCCACAGGCCACGAACCACCUGAAGGCUCCCCUAGGUCGGGCUCGAGUGCUGAGGCCACAGCGGCUGUCCCAGGAAACACACUGACAGCCGGACAACAGCAAAGCAAGCCACACAGAACAGUGACGCACAUUUUAAUAAAAGGACACCUUAAAAUGUU